UGGGAUCUUGUGUGUCAAAAAAGCAUCAUGAAGACAUUGGUCCUUGCUCUCCUUGUGCUGUUGUUACUGGCCGCUGUAGACAGUCAGGAAGCUGACGUGACAUUUUGGACCUGUGGUCAGAGAGGAUACUGCCGCAGAUUCUGCUAUGCACACGAGUACGCUAUGGGUUACCAUGGCUGUCCUCGCAGAUUCAGAUGCUGUGUAUUACGGUAUUAGCACUCACAACCUAAAGAGCUGGUACCUGCAAGACAACACACCAUAUGGAGAUGGGUCUUUCUUCACAGAAGCUCUAUAGUAACUAAAACAUUAGCUGUGUCUGCAUGAUAUCUGCUUAUAAUGGGAAUAUGCUGUAUAUACACAGUGAGGGUCAAGUGGUCACACUUAUGGUAUCUAACACAGGUUUGGCUGAAUAUAAAUGAAGAGAUGCUAGGAAGAAUUCAAAAUGAUUGGCUUGACAAGAAAUCAUAACUUGGCUGGGUUAACUUGCUGCUGUGCGUUUCUACAGAGCCUUCCUUGCCAUUACUGGCAGUGGUUAUUAAACUAUGAAUGGUUUCAUAGACACACAGACCCUAAUCAAGGUUAUACAAUUCCACUAAAUAUCCUUUAUGAUAAGAAAUCUGGAGAACUGUGCUUUUUUUUUAACAGGAGAACUCCAGUGUCAUGAUUUCAGAGUCUAA
Messenger RNA from Polyodon spathula (Mississippi paddlefish), 677 nucleotides. RefSeq names its product defensin, beta-like 3 (gene defbl3). The transcript is spliced from 3 exons. The coding region runs from base 28 to 216 and encodes 62 amino acids. The record is from RefSeq and is a predicted model, not a curated record. Lineage: Eukaryota; Metazoa; Chordata; Actinopteri; Acipenseriformes; Polyodontidae.